This is a messenger RNA of Trifolium pratense (red clover), 2183 nucleotides long. RefSeq names its product protein RDM16-like. Gene Ontology annotation, biological process: mRNA splicing, via spliceosome. The transcript is spliced from 5 exons. Lineage: Eukaryota; Viridiplantae; Streptophyta; Magnoliopsida; Fabales; Fabaceae. Gene Ontology annotation, cellular component: U4/U6 x U5 tri-snRNP complex. The record is from RefSeq and is a predicted model, not a curated record. Bases 44 to 1939 code for a protein of 631 amino acids.
UCAUCACACACACGAUAGAAUAGAGUAUCUCCCAAACCCUAGAAUGGACGUCAUCCCCGAUAGGCGAAAGAGAGUUCGACAUUCCGAAGGUGACCGCCAUCAUCGAUCUGACCGGAAUGCCAAACGCCACCGCAAAACCAGGGAUAAUAAGGUAUACGACAGGGACGAAAGAGAGGGUACGAAAGUUAGGUCUAAAUUGAAGCGCGAUGAAGAGAUGGAAGAUGAUUGCGACAACAAUGCAUCACCACAAAACGGUGUUGCUAUGGGAUCACCUGCUGCGGUGUCUGCUAGUGUGCCAGACUCAACUUUGGUCCCUCCUCCUUCCUUUCCUAUUAAGGUAUCAUCGAUUUCUACCACAAAUGAAAAUAAGGGUGUUAGUUUUACCAUGUCUCAUGAGGUUACUGGAAAAUUUAGUACAGAUGGAUCCUCUCCAAUUGCUGGAAAACCUGGAAGCCUCUCUAUUCAUGCCUUAGCUAAGGCAAAGAAGGUUUUACAAAUGCAAAAAGCUUUGUCGGAGAAACUCAAGAGAAUUCCUCAUGUAAAUCCUCCAGCUAGUGGCAUUAGUGCUGCUGGUGUCACAACUGCAGAUGUUACUAUCCCUCAGAAACCAACCAAGGCUCAUGUUCUUCGUCUUGACGCCCAUGGACGGGAAAUAGAUGAACAUGGGAAUGUUGUUAAUGUAACUAAGCCAAGCAACCUUAGCACAUUAAAGGUCAACAUUAAUAAACAGAAGAUAGAUGCAUUUGAAAUACUAAAACCUGUGUUGGAUUUUGAUCCUGAUUCUAACUCUCAUUUUGACGAGAGUAUUGGCAUCAACAAAACAAAGCUCAUGCGCCCCAAGAGGACAAAUUUUCUGUUUGUGGAGGAAGGAAAAUGGUCAAAAGAUGCUGAAUCAAUAAAGUUGAAGAGUAAAUUUGGAGAAGCUCAAGCAAAAGAGCAGAAGGCCAAACAAGCACAGCUAGCAAAGGCAAAAGCUGCUCCUGAUAUAAAUCCGAACUUAAUAGAAAUUACAGAGAGAGAUGUAAUGAAAGAAAAGCUGAAGGAUCCAAUUCCAGAAGUUGAGUGGUGGGACGUGGCACUUUUGCAUUCUGGAAAUUAUGGUGACAUUGACAACAGAACUGUAGACGAAGAUAAACUGAAAAUGGAAAAAAUCACCUUUUAUGUGGAGCAUGUUCGCCCCAUUGAACCGCCUGCUGAGCUUGCCCCUCCACCACCUCAACCUCUCAAGCUAACCAAACAGGAGCAAAAGAAACUCAAGACCCAAAGGCGUAUAGCUAAGGAGAAGGAGCGACAAGAGAUGAUUAGACAGGGUGUCAUAGAACCGCCAAAACCAAAGUUAAAGAUGAACAAUUUAAUGAAAGUGCUCGGGACCGAAGCAACUCAAGAUCCCACUCGGCUUGAGAAGGAAGUACGUAUUGCAGCUGCUGAGCGUGAGCAGGCUCACAUCGAUAGGAAUAUUGCACGCAAGCUUACUCCUGCCGAGCAGCGUGAGAAGAAGAAAAGGAAGCUGUUUGAUGACUCAAAUACACCGGAUAGACUUGUGGCGCUUUACAGGAUUAACGACCUCUCUCAUCCACAGACUCGCAUAAAAGUUGAUCGUAACGCUCAAUAUAAUGAGUUGACCGGAUGUGCUGUGAUUUACGAUGGUAUUAGCGUUGUCGUAGUUGAAGGUAAAAGCAAGACAAUUGAGAGGUAUGGAAAACUAAUGCUCAGACGUAUCAAUUGGAGUGAGAAAGAAGAAACCGAAGAUUCAAAUGAUGACAAGCCUGCCAACAAGUGUGUUCUGGUGUGGCAAGGAAAUGUUGCCAAACAAAACUUCAAUAAGUUCAGUGUUCAUGAUUGCAUCACUGAAGCAGCUGCUCGGAAAGUGUUCGUGAAUGCUGGCGUUCCUCAUUAUUGGGACCAUGCUGUCAACUAUGAAGAUGACGGCGCUGCUUGAAUUGUCGUGUAGUGUUUUUGGUCAAUAUUAUUAGCAUAGUUAGCCAGGCUUUUUAAGAGUGAUCAGUUAUACAAUUUGUGUUAAGCAGAGAUAUUUGAACACAAUAAGAAAUAAAAUAGCUGUUGGUGCUCCUUGUUUCAUGUGGUCAAUGAUGUGAUGUCUACAACUAUUGUAUAGGUUUGCUAACAUCAUUUAGUAAUUAGUGGUGUAAACUUUUUUCCACUCAGAAAGUGUCCCUUUGAUA